Messenger RNA from Desarmillaria tabescens, 315 nucleotides. RefSeq lists its product as uncharacterized. Bases 1 to 315 code for a protein of 104 amino acids. The transcript has 2 exons. The record is from RefSeq and is a predicted model, not a curated record. NCBI's taxonomy places the organism in Eukaryota, Fungi, Basidiomycota, Agaricomycetes, Agaricales, Physalacriaceae.
AUGAAUCAUAGCCUGGGCGUGGACGUGAAGCAGAAAGGUGCAUCUGCCCCAAAGACAAGGCCGAUCGCACAACGACGGGAACACCAAUGUGGAGGCAUUUUCAGGAGGUGGGGUGAUCGUACUACUACUAGGGCUGAGGAGGCCGUGACAAGCGAAGAAAAUGAGCAGACGUUGAAGAAAUUGAUGAGCAAGCUAGAGGAGAAGCAUAGCGCGUUCAAGCACGCGUAUAUCCCGCGAAAGCCGGAUGAUGUAUAUAUGAUCCAGACAUUGCUGCUGGCGACGAUGAGGGCACGAUUCAUACUUCAAGUCAAGUAA